GAGGAUGUAAUGAAUUAUUAUCUUAUUGGCAAUGAAAUGCAAUUCUUUCAUGAUGGUCAGAAGCCUAAAAACCCAUCAAAUCUAAGUACAAAUCCAAUAUCUGAUGCAUUUGGGGUAUUGGCGAAAUUAAUCAUUCUUAAACCAUUUAUUGAUCACUGGCCUGUGACUUACUUUAAGGCUAUAGAAAAGUCGAGACAUCAUUUUAACACGGAAUCUGAUGAA
Messenger RNA from Diversispora eburnea, 222 nucleotides. The record is from the annotation of a GenBank genome assembly. NCBI's taxonomy places the organism in Eukaryota, Fungi, Glomeromycota, Glomeromycetes, Diversisporales, Diversisporaceae.